Coregonus clupeaformis (lake whitefish) is the source of this 1447-nucleotide messenger RNA. RefSeq names its product MAK16 homolog (S. cerevisiae) (gene mak16). The record is from RefSeq and is a predicted model, not a curated record. Gene Ontology annotation, biological process: maturation of LSU-rRNA; maturation of 5.8S rRNA. The transcript is spliced from 10 exons. Bases 161 to 1081 code for a protein of 306 amino acids. NCBI's taxonomy places the organism in Eukaryota, Metazoa, Chordata, Actinopteri, Salmoniformes, Salmonidae. Gene Ontology annotation, cellular component: preribosome, large subunit precursor; nucleolus.
GUUUAAAGAACAAGAAUAACGUCCGUUUCCUCUAGUUCCAUGUGGCUGUACUGAGAUAAAACCUAACUACGCCUUGCCGUUAAAGUUGUACUAUUUGGAGUUAAAAAAAAAUUUUUUUAAACAAUCGGAGAAUUCACAACACUCGUGUGAGGAGCUAAAAAUGCAGCACGACGAUGUUAUCUGGGAUGUCAUAGGAAACAGAGCGUUCUGUUCCUUCAAAGUCAAGACAAAGGUUCAGAACUUCUGCCGGAAUGAAUACAAUAUAACUGGACUUUGUAAUAGGUCAUCCUGCCCACUAGCAAACAGUCAGUAUGCAACUAUAAGAGAGGAGAAAGGUCAAUGUUUCUUAUAUAUGAAGGUUAUUGAGAGGGCAGCCUUCCCUGCCCGAAUGUGGGAGAAGGUGAAACUUAGUAAGAACUAUGAGAAGGCUCUGGAACAGAUUGACCAGAACUUGAUCUAUUGGCCCCGUUUCAUCAGACACAAAUGUAAACAGCGCUUCACCAAGAUCACACAGUACCUCAUCCGUAUCCGCAAGCUCACACUCAAACGACAGAGGAAACUGGUUCCCCUUAGCAGAAAGGUGGAGGCAAGAGAGAAAAGGAAAGAGGAAAAGGCCCUGAUUGCUGCACAGCUUGAUAACGCAAUAGAGAAAGAACUGCUGGAGAGACUGAAACAAGGAACGUAUGGCGACAUCUACAACUUCCCCAUCCAUGCCUUUGAUAAGGCACUGGAGCACCAGGAUGAGGAGAGUGAGACUGACUCGGAGGAGGAGGAGGAGGAGGAUGACGAGGAUGUUGGAAAGAAAGAAUUUGUCGCUGAGGGUGAAAUGGAAGAGAGCGAUCUCAGUGACUUUGAGGACAUGGACAAUCUGAAGGCAGGCAGCGAUGAACAGGAAGAAUCCAGUGAAGAAGAGGACGAGUCUGAAGAAGACAUGGAAGAGGAGACUGAGGCCUCAGGCUCCAAAGGGAAGUCAAAAGGAAAGAUGCCCCUCAAAGGCACGGCAUUCAGGAAGAAAAGGGCCUACGUGGAGAUCGAGUAUGAACAGGAGACUGAGCCUGUCCCCAAAAGCAAGGCAACAUAGUCUUCCUCUGACAUGGACUCUAGGCCUUUCUUAGUUUGGAAGGUUAACCUGCUUAUGUUGUCUGGAAGGAUUACUACUACUGGAAUGCAUCAAGCCUUUAGGUUCUUUGAGCUGUAAAGAAUCUUGUGCCUAACGGGACUGUACUUCCAGCAACUUCUCAAUGUAUCACUCCCGGUGAAGAUUUUAUGAGAUGGGGCUUGAUCCCUGUUAACAAUAAAUGAUUACAUGGUGUAUGACUUGGGCCAAUUUGAAAUGAGCUAAUUUAGACCCAUGAUUGCAAUUUGCUUACUGUCUUAGUUUUUCACCUAUUAUGAUUCCUCUUUUGCCCAUUAUUGUUCAAAUUAAUAAAUCUCACAAUGCUGAGUA